Chelonus insularis is the source of this 1903-nucleotide messenger RNA. It is a transcript of the gene wgn, whose product is annotated as wengen. Gene Ontology annotation, molecular function: protein binding. The coding region runs from base 631 to 1557 and encodes 308 amino acids. Lineage: Eukaryota; Metazoa; Arthropoda; Insecta; Hymenoptera; Braconidae. The transcript has 6 exons. The record is from RefSeq and is a predicted model, not a curated record.
AAUUUUCCGAAAAAAAUUACUAAUAUUAAUUAUCUUACUCUGAAAAGAAACAAAGACAUCUUUGAAUAAAUAAAUUUGACAAUCAUAUUUCUAACCUCUUAAAAACAAUUGUUGUUGCCGAAAUAAUAUUUCCAACAAUUCAUACUGACCGUCUGGAGGUUCCAAUGCUUGGUCUCCUCUCUCUCUCUUGGCCGUUAGUCGUGUAGGCGGAAAUUAGAUAGAACCAGUCGAACUACUCUCUCACAAUCAGCUACACCAACUGUGUGUGGAGAAACAUCAAUUUCAUUUCUAUUUAAGUAACGCCGGUUUUUUCUUCAAUUUUUACACCCAACAAGUGUAUUUUAUUUCUUAAAAUUACUAUUUUCUACUAGUCUAUUCGAAAUGCAAGUAAUAUAAUAGCAUAAUUAAAUUAUUAUACAGUUAUUUCGUGUCAAUAAAUUUUAAAAUAAUAUUCAAAAGUAUGAAGAAUGUUAUUUGUGUGCUAUUUUGUGUUUACUAAAAAUUGUUAAUUUAUUUUUUUAAGUGUUUAAAUAGUGUUUUAUAUUGUGACAAUUAUUUUUAAUAAUUUAUUUGACUCUUUGAUCCAUAUAAUUACGCCAUAAUUAUGACUUUAUUUGUGACGACAUCGUGAUGCUGAAGGCAUUCCUGUCCAGACUUUUGACAACAAGCCUAGCAGUAGGAGUCUUGUUAUUGGAUCUAUCAAAAUCGACAGGAUCGUUUCCAAUAUGUCAGCCUGGUGUGGAAUUUUGGUCGACUGACAAAUCUACAUGUGUGACAUGUACUAAAUGUGCUCCACAAUUCACCAUAAAUCCUUGUCUUAGCAACAAAGAUGCCAUUUGUGGUCCAUCAUCAACACUAGAAGUUGAUUGGUCAUUUGAUGGAAAAAACAAAACCCAUGUGAAUCAACAAAUCAAUGUGGGUAAAUCUAAAAUGCUCUGGUCGUUUUCGGAUGUAGAAAAUUAUCCUGAGCCUAGUAAACAGCAAGAGAACAAUUUGAAGGUCGAGAAUCAGACUGCUGAAGAAGAGCAGAAAGAAAGUGAUCAAGAAGAGGAAGAAAUAGUAGCUAAAAAAGCAAUUUUGAUAUCUGACACUUUUAUGGAUGAAAGCGUAUAUUCACAAUGGGACUGGCAAACCACAGCCUUAAUUUUGGCUGUGUGUGCCUGCAUUGUUUUUUUUUUGGUCGCUGGCUGUUCUGCGUUGGUGUAUGUUCGUCAAUGGAGGCGAAUGAAGAGAAAUUUCGAACCAGCAGGCUUGGAGGAGAUUUCGGCACGAUUAAAUCUAAUGGUGAAAGCAGAAUUAGCUGAAUUAACGUCAGGAGCGCCAAUAAAUCCUGGAGAUCCUGAAAUGAGGUGCCAUUAUUUGGAAAAAUUAUUAGACCGGAAACGAGAGACUCCGGUGGUGGCCGGAUGGCCGGAAACAGGGGGAAACUUGUAUAUCGAAGAGGGAGAAACAUCAAGUAAAAAUAAGCGUGGACAGAUAGCACGGAUUCAUCGUAAUAUUGAGAGUAUUCUUACUCAUAAAUCACUCUCUUCUACAUCUAUUACAAAUCCUGGUUAAGUCGAUAUAAAAUUGUAUAUUAUUUACAUUUUUAUACGUAUUUAAAACAUGAACUACGGUUUCCCUGUUGCCGUAAAAUGACAAUGAAUUUUACUGAAACAACCCAAAAUAAGACAAAAAUUUUUUCUCAUCACCACGGAAGUUCGAGUUUGCUUCCUGUUUUUAGGCAAAGAAAAAGUGAUCUUUUCUAUCCUUACUUAAGUGGUUGAUAAUAUCAUACUUUGGUCCCUCGGUUAACAAUCUACCACACAAAUUUUGUUUUAAAAAAAAAUUACGGUGCUACAGAAAUCGUAGUCUCCCCUAUAUUUAAUAUUCAAAAUAAAUUAUUAAGUCAUUUAAGUAAAAA